Monoraphidium neglectum is the source of this 717-nucleotide messenger RNA. Its product is annotated as 26S proteasome non-ATPase regulatory subunit 4. The transcript has 5 exons. Gene Ontology annotation, biological process: proteasome-mediated ubiquitin-dependent protein catabolic process. Lineage: Eukaryota; Viridiplantae; Chlorophyta; Chlorophyceae; Sphaeropleales; Selenastraceae. The record is from RefSeq and is a predicted model, not a curated record. Gene Ontology annotation, cellular component: nucleus; cytosol; proteasome regulatory particle, base subcomplex. Gene Ontology annotation, molecular function: polyubiquitin modification-dependent protein binding. The coding region runs from base 1 to 717 and encodes 238 amino acids.
AUGGAGGCCACUAUAGUCUGCAUCGACAACAGCGAGUGGACCCGCAGCGGGGACUACGCCCCCACGCGGUUCCAGGCCCAGGCGGAUGCCGUGAACCUCUUGGCGGGCGCCAAGACGCAGGCCAACCCGGAGAACACCGUGGGCGUGCUGACCAUGGCUGGCAAGACGCCGCGCGUGCUCGUGACGCCGACGCCCGACCUGGGCAAGGUGCUCAACUGCAUGACCGACAUCCCCGUCGAGGGCGAGACCAACAUCGCCGCAAGCGUGCAGAUCGCGCAGCUGGCGCUGAAGCACCGGCAGAACAAGAACCAGCGGCAGCGCAUCGUGAUUUUCUGCGGCAGCCCUGUAAAGGAGGAGCAGGAGAAGCUGAUCAAAAUCGGAAAGAAACUGAAGAAGAACAACGUUGCGGUCGACAUCGUGUCUUUUGGCUGUGAGACCGACAACGACGAGAAGCUCUCGGCGCUGCACGGCGCCGUGAACAGCGGCGAGAACAGCCACCUGGUGUCGGUGCCGCCGGGGCCCAUGCUGAGUGACGUCCUCAUUGGGUCCGCCAUCUUCCAGGGCGAGGGCGGCGGCGCGUUUGGCGGUGGCGGCGGCGGGGGCGGCGGCGGUGGCGGCGGGGACGGAUUCGAGUUUGGUGUGGACCCCAGUCUGGACCCAGAGCUUGCGCUGGCGCUCAGACCCUUUCAGUUAGUCGCCGUCUACCUUGUGUCCUGA